Molecule: messenger RNA, 2463 nt
Organism: Trichoderma harzianum CBS 226.95
Lineage: Eukaryota; Fungi; Ascomycota; Sordariomycetes; Hypocreales; Hypocreaceae
Exons: 8
Coding region: 1-2463 (820 amino acids)
Biological process (GO): regulation of DNA-templated transcription; DNA-templated transcription
Cellular component (GO): nucleus
Molecular function (GO): DNA-binding transcription factor activity, RNA polymerase II-specific; zinc ion binding; DNA binding
Source: RefSeq, a predicted model, not a curated record
AUGGGCUGUCGGGUGUGCAGAGCGCGCAAGCUUCUCACCUCUUUUUCUUUUCUUCUGCAGGUCAAAUGCGAUGGCAGGCCAAACGGAUGUCGCAACUGCGAGCGCCUCCAGCUCGACUGCGUCGGCGACAAUGGCCUCGCCGCCGGCCGAGCAACGCCCAUGUCCCUAAGGAAGAUCCGCACCUAUCGCUCAUGUAAGAGCUGUCGCCUCUCCAAGACCAAAUGCAACGGCGACCGCCCGAAGUGCUCGCGAUGCACCGCCAAGAAGACCGAGUGCGUCUACGACGGCGGUUCGGCCCCGCGAUGGGCGCGAAACCUCGACCGCGGAUCCAGGACGGCGUCGACCGAAGGUAGCCGCAGCAAGUCGCGGGAGCUCGCCAUUGCCAUGCUCGAGGCCAGCGACGAGGUCGAUGCUCAGGACGAUACCCCCAUGACGAGCAUUGGCUCUGCUGAGCCGCUGAAGCUGGGCGAGAUCUCGGGGUCGAAGAAGCCCCUUGGCAGCGCUCAGAGCGUUGCGUCUAUUGAGCCCUCUGGUUCCGAUAUAUUAUCAUGGCUUGUCUCACCGAGUCUUCCUACUGGCCGUAACCUGCGCCGUGUGGUGGAGCAAUACUUUGCCAAUGUCCAUCCCAUCCGAUGCUUCGCCUUUGUCCAUAAGCCAUCAUUCAUGCGCCAGCUUGAUAAGGGCUUCACUAGCGAUGAUGAGUCGGCGCUGCUGCACAUUAUAUGCGCCCAUGGAGCAAAAUUCUACGUCUUGAACCAAAACGAGCACCACACCUCUGCGUCUAGCUUCAUCCGCCUUGCCGGCAAUGAGUGGGCCAAGAGGGCCGAGUUUCUCAUCCUGACCAACUUUGGAAAGAUAUCCGUCCAAAGGCUCAUGGUUGCCAUAUUACUUCAUGACUUUCACUUCCGACUUGGAGAAUACUCCCAUGCCUUGAUGCUUAGUGGCCUUGCCGUCCGCAUGGCCCAUGCUCUCAAAAUCAAUGUCGAGGCAUCCCCCGAUGUCCUCUGUACCGAUUCCAGCGAAUCCGCUCCAUCAGUCGUCACCAGGGAGAGUCGUCGAAGGCUCAUGUGGGCGUGCUAUGUCCUUGAUGCGUGGGCUGGCAGUGGCAUCGAUCAACUAACUCUUCUCCGCGAAAACGACAUCAAGAUCCAACUGCCUUGCAACGAGAGGAAUUUCGGGCUACGAAUAGCCUCAGUGACAGAAACCCUCGGCGUGGGUCAUGUCCUCCAGUUCCUGCCACCCUCUGUGGUGCCGAGAAAGCCAUCAGCAAACAUGGGCAUCAUGGCAUACUACAUCCGAGUGGUGGCGCUCUGGAAGCGAAUCGUGAGAUAUGUAAAUCAGCUAGACUCCAAUCCUCCACCUUGGCUCCCCGAAUCGCCGUUCGCUGCCCUCGACGCCGAUCUUCGUCUGUGGCAGCGAGAACUUCCGGAAUUUGUCGAAUACUCGAUGGAAACCAUUUAUGCACGACUGGAUUCAAAUCAACUAGGAGCAUUGGUCUUGAUACACUGUACAUAUCACCACAACUACUUGGAGCUGUAUAAGCUGUCUAUGCCAGACCUAUUCAAGCUGCCCAAACCUCUCGUUGUUCCGCCGGAGCACCACGAAUUUCUUCAAUCCGCACAGGCCAACUGCUAUCAUCAUGCGCAGCAGAUAGCCGACAUCUUGGCUGAGGCUGCCGAUCACGGAGCGAAUCUCUUAUCCGACAGCCUGCUUCCCUACUUUGUAUAUGAUAGCAGCAGGGUGAUGCUGUACUACGUUGCGCGUUUGCUCGACCCGAACAGGCCCGAUGCCCAAUCAAAACUGGGCGAUGCCAUCAACGCUGUUGAAAGCAAUCGUCGGGUUCUCCGGAUGAUGUCUGCCCUGUUUCCGAUUGCGCAGUCACUUUCAAAUACAAUUGAUAGAUGGCUGACCAAGAUUCGGCAAACCUCUAAUCGAGAUGAUCUUGUUAGCAGAAUACUGUCGGAAGCCCGCUCCGAAACUCAGGAGGGUGAAAAAUCUACACCUGUGUCGGUCAGCCCCGUACAAGGCACUCCAGAGUUCAUGCUUCCGUCUAUUUCUCUUCAUUCGCUUGCACGGACGGGUAUUGCAACGAGGCGAGCCGCUGAUCGUGCAAGUGGCGUCCGGGGACUAAGCUGGUCUGCCGAAAGCCCGAGCUCCGGUACCUGGGAUCGGAACAAUGCAGCGCAGCAGCUUGUUGGCCUCAGUCAGGACGGCCUAGCUUCAUCACGAUCCGGACUUCAGCAUGAACAGCCGGUACCGACAGCACUGCCGCAACCACCGCCCGUCCAAACCAAGUGGGGUGGCCCGAUUCAGCCAAUGUUUGAGGCACUCGAUCUUGACGACUUGCAAAACUUUUUAUCAUGGGACAUGUAUGGUAUUAUGGAUAUGGGCGACCCUAUUCCGGACGACGGAGCAGAUGAGAUUGGGGUGCGGUCGUGGUCUGGGUCUAGUGAUGCGAUAUAA